AUGUAUCUUAUGUUAGGCACAAGACCAGAUUUAGCUUACUGUGUUGGCAUUCUAUCACGUUACCUAGAAAAUCCUUCGAAAGAUGAUUGGAAAAAAGUGAAACGUGUAUUCAGAUACAUAGCAGGUUCUCUAACUAAAGGUGUUACAUACAAGAAUAAAUACAAACCAGGAAUUCUAGAAUGCUAUAGUGAUGCAGAUUUUGGAGGCUGUCAAGAAACAGGAAAAUCAACGAGUGGAGUAGUGAUAUUAUAUAGUGGUGGAGCUAUAUCAUGGAUUAGCCAAGGGCAAUCAGUUGUUGCAACUUCGACGACUGAAGCAGAAGUAAUUGCAGCUAGUGAAUGUUCUAGAGAAGUAAUUUGGUUAAAGCGACUAUUUAGUGAUGUAACCAAGUUACGUGAAACUCCAGUAAUUCAAGUAGACAACGCCACUGCA
This is a messenger RNA of Stegodyphus dumicola, 432 nucleotides long. Its product is annotated as secreted RxLR effector protein 161-like. Lineage: Eukaryota; Metazoa; Arthropoda; Arachnida; Araneae; Eresidae. The record is from RefSeq and is a predicted model, not a curated record.